Lonchura striata (white-rumped munia) is the source of this 2466-nucleotide messenger RNA. Lineage: Eukaryota; Metazoa; Chordata; Aves; Passeriformes; Estrildidae. The record is from RefSeq and is a predicted model, not a curated record.
AGCACCGGGAGCACCGGGAGCACCGGCGGUGCCGGGGUCCCCGUCAUGAUCUGCGGCAGGAGGGCGCGUCCCGCCGCCGAGCAGCUCCGCGCCCCGGCUGAAGGCGCCGGGGGCUCCCGCCGGCCCGGGAGAGCCCUGAAGAAAAUGGGGCUGACGGAGGAUGAGGAUGUGCAGCGGAUGCUGCAGGGGUCCCUGCUGUGGAAGGUGAAGGCCCGGGGGGGCUCCAGGGCGCGGCUGUUCCGCCUGCAGGAGGACGGGGUCACCGUCUGCUUCGAGGGACGCUUCCGGCGCGCCCGCUCCCCCCAGAGCUUCUCGGUGGCGCACAUCGAGGGGCUGCGCCAGGGCCGGCAGUCGGAGGGGCUGCGCAAGCACGGAGCCGCCUUCCCCGAGCGCCACUGCUUCAGCCUGGCCCUCAAGGGCCGCCGCAAGAACCUGGACCUGGCCGCCCGCGCCGAGGAGGACGCCCGGCACUGGGUGCAGGGGCUCACCAAGCUGAUGGCGCGGCUGCAGGCCAUGAGCCAGAUGGAGAAGCUCGACCACUGGAUCCACGGGGUCCUGCAGCGAGCAGACAGGAACAAGGACAACAAGAUGUCCUUCCGGGAGGUGAAGAGCAUGCUGAGGAUGCUCAACAUCGACAUGGACGAUGUCUACGCCUCCAAGCUCUUCAAGGAGUGCGACCGCUCGGGCAACGAGCGGCUGGAGGGCCGGGAGCUGGAGGAGUUCUGCCGGCGGCUGCUGCGGCGGCCCGAGCUGGAGGAGCUGUUCGGGCGGUACUCGGGCGAGGACCGGGUGCUGUCGGCCGAGGAGCUGCAGGACUUCCUGAGGGAUCAGGGCGAGGAGUGCAGCCUGCGCCAGGCCCGCGCCAUCAUCCGCACCUACGAGCUCAACGAGAAGGCCAAGCGGCAGGACCUGAUGAUGCUGGACGGCUUCAUGAUGUACCUGCUCUCGGCUGCCGGUGACAUCCUCAACCAGGAGCACACCGAGGUGCACCAGGACAUGAGCCAGCCCCUGAGCCACUACUUCAUCUCCUCCUCCCACAACACCUACCUGACCCGCAACCAGAUCGGCGGCGCCAGCAGCACCGAGGCCUAUGCCAGGGCGCUGAGGGCAGGGUGCCGCUGCGUGGAGCUGGACUGCUGGGAGGGCUCGGACGGGGAGCCCGUGGUGUACCACGGCCACACACUCACCUCCAAAAUCCUCUUCCGCGACGUCAUCGAGAGCAUCCGCGACUCCGCCUUCGAGAAAUCCCCCUACCCCGUCAUCCUGUCCCUGGAGAACCACUGCGGGCUGGAGCAGCAGGCCACCAUGGCCCGGCACAUGAGGGCCAUCCUGGGGGACAGGCUGCUGACACAGCCCCUGCAGGGGCAGGACCCCCACCACCUCCCCUCACCAGAGCAGCUGAAGGAAAAGAUCCUGGUGAAGGGCAAGAAGCUGCCAGAGCUGUGGCAGGAGUCACAGGGUGUCCCCUUCCUUCUGGACCCCGAGGAGGAGGAAGAGGAGGAGGAGGAAGAAGAGGAGGAGAAGGUGAAGGAGAGAAGCCCCCGGCGGUCGCUGCAGUCGCUGCAGGAGAUCAAACCUCUGCAGGCCAAGGACGCGUCGCAGGUGUCCCCAGAGCUGUCGGCACUGGUGGUGUACUGCCAGGCUGUCCCCUUCCCCGGGCUGGCCCAGGCCCUGCGCCACCCCCAGCCCUGCCAGGUGUCCUCCUUCAGCGAGAGGAAGGCACGGAAGCUCAUCAAGGAGGCAGGCCCGGCGCUGGUCCGGUACAACGCCCGCCAGCUCAGCCGCGUGUACCCGCUGGGGCUCAAGAUGAACUCCGCCAACUACAACCCCCAGGAGAUGUGGAACGCUGGCUGCCAGCUGGGUGAGACCCCGGGCCCCCCCGACCUGGCAGCCACCCCUGGAGCCGUCACCCCCCUGACAGCCCGUCCCGCCGGCCCCGCAGUGGCCCUCAACUUCCAGACGCCGGGCUACGAGAUGGACCUGAACGCCGGGCGCUUCCUGGCCAACGGCCGCUGCGGCUACGUCCUGAAGCCCCUCUGCCUGCGCAGCCCCCCCGGCGAGGGGUCCCGGCGCCUGGCUCUGCACAUCAGGGUGAUCACAGCACAGCAGCUGCCCAAGCUCAACAGGGACAAGGGCAGCUCCAUCGUGGACCCCUUCGUGCGCGUGGAGAUCCACGGGAUCCCGGCCGACUGCGCCAAGCAACAAACCCACCACAAGCUCAACAACGGUUUCAACCCGCGCUGGGAGGAGACGCUGCGGUUCCAGGUGCGGGCGCCCGAGCUGGCCCUGGUGCGCUUCGUGGUGGAGGACUACGACAGCACCUCCUGCAACGACUUCGUGGGGCAGUUCACGCUGCCCCUGCCCAGCAUGCGCCAAGGGUACCGCCACAUCCACCUGCUCUCCAGGGACGGGGCGUCCCUGUCCCCCGCCACGCUCUUCGUGCACGUUCGGUCCAAGAGCCUGUGA